AAGAGUUGAUUGGAUAUUAUUCACCACGAAUUCUGACCUUCCCAAGCGAUAUUGCCUAUGCAUUCCGGGGUAUCGAAAAUGCGAUUGGCCCUGCAAUUGGUGGCACGCAGUUCUUCUUUGGGCUCACGUCUUGUGCUUUCGACGCCUCAAUGUUAUGGGCAAAGAAGUCUAGAAACGAGGUACUCACUCGUCGCCUAGGAGCUCCUAGCUGGACCUGGAUGGGCUGGGAGGGAGCAACUUCGUAUCUUGGUACAUCCUAUUUCACCGAUGAAAUAGAUUGGCUCACAAACCGGACUUGGGUAGACUGGUAUAUCGUGGAUGGUUCUGAUAACCUCAUAUGUGUCUGGGAUUCUACAAGAGACACCAUCAUCGACAACCGGAGCUCUGAAGGAAACUUAAACCUCCAAGACAAGCCACAACCUAUUUGGCGCUACGGUCAUUGUUCAGAAGAAAACCUCUUUGGCCGAAAAACGGUCCUCUGGCCUAUUCAAGAGAAACCUCCUACCUUGAAUUCAUCUAGGGUGCCGAGAGGGUUUCCCUAUCUUGCAUUUGUGACUACCCAUUCCAGAUUCAAUGCGAGAGUUGUCUACCUACAACAGAAUAUAACGACGACCUACAUAGAUAUUUGCGACAAGGAUGGAUUGGUCUGUGGCACGUUGCGAGACUAUUAUCUCUCCGAUAUGACCUCUCCUGACGAUGGUAUGAAAUCUGUAGAGAUUAUAACUAUAUCUUACGCAGAUGAGGGUCUCACUCAUUUCUUUACGGCGGGCAAAAAUAUUAAAGAGAUAUACGGGGAAUUCAAAAUAGAACCUCUCCCGAUCAUCGCUUUUAAUGUGCUAGUCAUCGCACCUCAUACACAGAAACCAGGAAUUUACGAGAGAGUUGGGUCUGGGUUCCUCCUCAAAGAUUCCUUGUUCCGAGGAUUAGAGCCCCCUAUUUGGAAGCAGAUUGUAUUAGGUUAAAAAAAAAUUCUUUUUUCUUUCUUCUUUUUGAGUAUCCUUCUUUUAGCUCUUCCCCUUAUGACCCAGGUCUCGGGAGUUGAUAUAUAAGGAAUGUCUUUUACGUCAUAAUACAUGUUUUGGUAUAGUGCUGAACUUUUGAAAAACAUGUUCGUAUUUCUUGGUCAAACUUUAUGCAUACAUUUCUCACCGCCAAGGUCUGAUAACCAUACUUCACCUCAACAUUUAUAAUUGUCAAUUAAUAUAUACGAUGUUACACUCUGUAUAACAUGGAUCGUAACUUAACAUAUUACCCCGAAUCAUUGCACUUCAUACCACUUGUCCUGUGGUUACUUUGCAAACCCUCGUAAUACUUAAUUAUCAACACCAAGAAAACAACCCGUUUUACGCAAGCCAACAAAGCAUUACCAUCCAAAACAGCCCUCAAGCGGUUCC
This is a messenger RNA of Daldinia decipiens, 1394 nucleotides long. RefSeq lists its product as uncharacterized. The record is from RefSeq and is a predicted model, not a curated record. Lineage: Eukaryota; Fungi; Ascomycota; Sordariomycetes; Xylariales; Hypoxylaceae. The transcript has a single exon. Bases 150 to 962 code for a protein of 270 amino acids.